Molecule: messenger RNA, 831 nt
Organism: Penicillium nucicola
Lineage: Eukaryota; Fungi; Ascomycota; Eurotiomycetes; Eurotiales; Aspergillaceae
Product: HpcH/HpaI aldolase family protein
Exons: 1
Coding region: 1-831 (276 amino acids)
Cellular component (GO): cytoplasm
Molecular function (GO): aldehyde-lyase activity
Source: RefSeq, a predicted model, not a curated record
AUGGGCUCCAUCCAAGACUCACCCCCAACCCUCCAAAACCCCUUCCGAACCCGCAUCCUCGCCGGCCAAAUAACACCUCUCAUCUCCAUAAAGCACAUAACAAGCAACGAAAUAGCAAUGAUGGCCAAAAUGGCCGGCUUCCACGGCAUGUUCAUCGACAUGGAACACUCCACGCUCGACCUGCACGCAGUCGGCCAACUCAUCCUAGCCUGCAACUACGUUGGAGUCUCGCCGGUCGUGCGCUCGCCUUCCAAGUCACACUGGCACAUCAGUCGCAUCCUCGACGCCGGCGCUGCAGCCGUCGUCAUCCCGCACAUCGAGACCGUGCAGGAGGUGCGAGAGCUCGUGCGCUGUGCGAAAUAUGCGCCGCUGGGUGCGCGCGGUUGCACGAAUAACCAGCCGGCGUUGAACUUUGCGCAUGUUCCUACGGCUGUGCAGAAUGAGGUUCUUAAUCGGGGGACUAUGUUGAUUCCGAUGAUUGAGACGCCUGGCGCUGUGGAGCUUGCGGAGGAGAUUUUGGGCGUGGAGGGCGUUGAUGGCGUUCUUGUUGGGUCGAAUGAUCUUUGUGCUGAUCUGGGUAUUCCGGGACUGUAUGAUGAUGAGAGAUAUUUGGGGUCUGUUGUUAGGAUUCUUGAGGCGGCGAGGAAGGUUGGGAAGCCGGUUGGUAUUGGCGGUAUUGGGGGAAGACUUGAUCUGUUGGAGAGGUGGUUCUCUCUAGGUGCUACUUGGUCGCUUAGUGGUGCUGAUGGGGCUAUUUUGCAGAGUGGGAUGAAGCAGAUUACUCGGAAUUAUGAGGAGAUUAGUCGUAAGUUGCAGAAGGUUAAGAAUUAG